This is a messenger RNA of Rattus norvegicus (Norway rat), 1877 nucleotides long. Lineage: Eukaryota; Metazoa; Chordata; Mammalia; Rodentia; Muridae. The record is from RefSeq and is a predicted model, not a curated record.
ACAGACAGGUGUGAGAACCAAACUCAGGUCUUCUGGAAGAACAGCAAGUACCUUUCACAACUGGGCCGCCUCUCUAGCCCACAAGAAAUAUCUUGUUGUUGUUUGUUUGUUUGUUUUUUGUGUCAGGGUUUCCCUGUAUAGCCAUGGCUGUCCUGGAAUUCUCUCUGUAGACCAGGCUGGCCUUGAACUCAAAAUUUCACUUGCCUCAGAGUCCCUAGUGCUGGGAUUAAAGGUGUACACUCCCACUGCCCAGCUAAGAAAUACAUCUUUUAAAAAAGUAUGCAAGCCAAAAGCUCUCCAGUGCUGGUACUGAGGAAAAAUGCACUCAGUUAAUAGUAUUUCUCACAAGGAACUUAUUUAAUGAUCUUCUAACUUGGGUCAUUUAUAAUCUUUUUGUGUCUAAAAUAUCACUUUGAUAAAUAGCCGUAUAGUAAAACUUCCAUAUCGACAAUUCUAGAAUGUAGAUUUAUUUUGCUUUGUUUGUUUGCUUGCUUUCUGAGACUGGGUUUCUCUGUGUAUCCCUGGCUGUCCUGGAACUCACUUUGUAGUCCAGGAUGGCCUACAACUCCCAGAGAUCCUCCUGUCACCGCCUCGCCAGUGUUGGGAUCAAAGGUGUGCGCCACCACCGCCUGACUGAAUGUAGAUAUUUUCAAACUCAGUAAGCUACAAUGUGAGAGGCACUAUCUUGAAGCUAGAAAUCACUUAAAAAAUUAAAAAUCAAAAAACAAACAAACAAAAAACUCCAUGGUACUAACAACGUCUUUAAAAACAAACUAAGAAAUACUGGGAGCAGAGAGAUGGCUCGGCAAUCAAGAACAGUGGCUGCUCUUCUCGAGGACCUAACUUUGAUCCCAGGCGCCCACGUGAUGGCUCACAACCAUCCCAGUUCCAAGGCAUCCCAUGCCCUCUCCUGGCCUCUGCAAGCUCAAGGCACACAGUGGCACACACACAUACAUGCAGGUUUCUUUAGUCACUUAACCUAUUUUUUGGCUGCUGGUGCUGUUAGUCUGGGAAUUGGAUUCUUUGCUUUGGCAUCAGCUCUGUGGUUCCUGAUUUGCAAACGAAGAGAAAUAUUUGAGAGUUCCAAUUUUAAGGCCAUCAGUGAAAAGGUGAACCAAGGAUCAUGCAAACCAAAGCUUAAAGCUCACCCUCAGUGUGUUUUCAUUUCCCGGAACUUCCAUGUCGGCCAGUCACAACAGGUGGAGAAAAAAGAAAGGGAAGAAGAACAAAUAAAAGACAGAGUCCCACUACUUAACGCUACCUGGGCUGGACUGAAGAGCUCAAACUCUGUUCUGCCUUGGCCUCCCAAGUGUAGGACUGCACCAGCUAUCAGAAAUCACUCUAAAGUUGAAUUCUGCACCCUGGAUCCCGCCAGCCGUGAGUCCCCUGAGAUGACCUCAGUAGUCAAUGGCAGCAGUGUGGCAACAAUGAGUGUAUCAACAUCCAUGUCUAGUUCUUACUGCAGCCAAAGCGUAGAAGCAGCUGAAGACUGGUUUUCUGAUAAUUCUCUUGAAGCCAAGAACCCCUCAAAGCCUUUGCUCGGGGAGCCUCUAGCCGAGAAGGUGCUUGCAUACCUGUCAUCCAUUUCAUUAGAAGAAUGGCCUGGAAACUCAGCGAACACAACAUUUUGUAGUGCAGAAAAAGCUGAGAGCGUUAAGGAAAUGUUUGUACAAAAAAACACAGAGGUUAGCAAACACAACCUUCAGUUUGACAUUGAAUGACUUUUUUUUUCUUUUGAAACCUGGUAUAGAAUGAAAGCAGGUAAAGUUAAAACUGCACCAUGAACUUCUGAGUCUCUUAUCAUGUCUGUACUAAUAUUGCUUUUCUUGUUCUUUAUCAUAAAGUGGCUCCAGCCCUUACUGGGUUUUAUACGUUUA